UGCAGAGAUUCCCCCCUCUACUACUACGGCCUCAAAUUCACCCUGUCCACCUACGCCACCCUCUUCUCGCUGCUGGGCUUGGCCAUGGCGAGCGCGGGCGCGUACGCCGAGGCGGAGCGGCAGCGGCACAAGACGCUCGAGGGCACCUUCCUGGCGCCGGCCGUGCUGCUGCUGCUGCUCGGCGCCACCGUGUUCGGCGUCUCCUUCGUGGGCACUGUGGGCAGCCUCCGGGACAACCGCGCGCUGCUCAGGGCGUUUUUCUACAUCCUCCUGGCGCUCUUCAUCGCGCAGCUGCUCCUCAUCCUCGCCCAGAUCGCCUUUGAGAGCAAGAUGAACGCGAUUUUCCACUCCAAUAUCCAAGAGGGCAUUCGACACUAUUACGACGACCUCGACUUCAAGAACAUCUUGGAUUUUGUGCAAGAAAAGCUUUCCUGCUGCGGCGGGGACGAGUACAGCGACUGGCGGGUGAAUUUGUACCACGCGUGCAACGGCACCGGCCCGCUGGCCUGCGGGGUGCCCUACACGUGCUGCGUGCGCAAGGUGCCCGGCGAAGUGCCCAACACCCUGUGCGGAUACCAGACCCUCAAUAAAGAGCGCCUGGAGCUGCUGGAGCUCAUCCACGUGCGCGGCUGCAUCCCGGCCGUGGGGCUCUGGCUGCGGGACCACGCGGCCGCCGCGCUGGCCCUCGCCUGCGCCCUGCUGCUGCCCCAGGUCCUCGGCCUCGUCCUGGCCUGGCUCUACUGGCAGAAGCUCAACGAGAUCUUUUCCCGGCGGGACACGGUGGAUUUUAAGAGGUUGGAGCUGCGGGAUCUGAGCGUGGCCACCCUGGACCUGACGGGCGCCGGCUGGUGCUGGUGCCUCCCCCGGGAAGGGGGCUACGUCCCCGUGGGCACCGAGGAGGAGGAGGAGGAGGAAGGCACCGGGCACCAAAGCAAGGUGUGA
Molecule: messenger RNA, 942 nt
Organism: Nothoprocta perdicaria
Lineage: Eukaryota; Metazoa; Chordata; Aves; Tinamiformes; Tinamidae
Product: tetraspanin-15-like
Exons: 8
Cellular component (GO): membrane
Source: RefSeq, a predicted model, not a curated record